This is a messenger RNA of Pectinophora gossypiella (pink bollworm), 1565 nucleotides long. Its product is annotated as ubiquitin-conjugating enzyme E2 J1-like. Lineage: Eukaryota; Metazoa; Arthropoda; Insecta; Lepidoptera; Gelechiidae. The transcript has a single exon. The record is from RefSeq and is a predicted model, not a curated record. The coding region runs from base 162 to 917 and encodes 251 amino acids.
CUAUAAUUUUUGACAUAUCCAUCUAUCCAAUUUGACAACACCCAACAAAAGGAUUUUUGUUAUCAAAUUUUCCUGUAAUUACCAAUUAUUCGAAUAUAGCAUUGCGUCAUCAUAAUAUUUUGCUUCUGACAGCACUUACGUGUACGUUAGAUUUCCAGAAAAUGGCAGAAAUGGGUGAAAAAUAUAAUACAAAAUGUCCUGGUGUGAAACGCCUUAUGAGAGAGGCACUGGAACUUGCGGAAGCCACAGAGGAGUAUUGCGCGCGACCCCUAGAGGAUAACUUAUUCGAGUGGCACUUCACCGUUCAGGGUCCGAAAGGAACGGAGUUCGAGGGAGGUAUUUACCAUGGAAGAAUACUACUGCCUAAAGAAUACCCUAUGCACCCACCGCAUAUCAUUCUUCUCACGCCAAAUGGGAGAUUUGAAGUGAAUAAAAAGAUUUGUUUGUCUAUUUCUGGCCAUCACCCAGAGACAUGGCAGCCAUCAUGGUCUAUCAGGACAGCUUUGCUGGCAUUAAUCGCUUUUAUGCCAACACCUGCUGAAGGAACAAUUGGGUCGCUUGACUAUACUCCUGCUGAACGGAAGAUAUUAGCAAAGAAGUCCACCAGUUGGAUGUGUCCCCAAUGUGGUGAAAUCUCAGCAUUGCUGUCAUCUACAGCAGCUAAACCAAUAACUGAAGAAGAGCAGUCCGUAUUAAGUCAAAUAGCAUUUAAGGGUGAAGAAGAACAGGCAGCAAAACCAGCACCAGAAGAGCCAGUACAGGAAGUAGAGCCACAGGUGCUGGAAUCAUCUGAACCCAGUACCAGCUUCUUAGACCAGCUAACUGAGAUUCUAGUUGCUCUGCUAUUAGGAGCCAUUGGUAUAUUUAUUUAUAGACGCUGGAGUGCAUACCACCCAGCAGCAGAGGCUGAAUUUUAAUUCACAAAGAUCCUUACUGCAUACAUCAUAAGGCCUAAGGAUACUUUGUUUCAAUCAUUGUUCAUAAAAUUUUAUCAAUGUAUUAUUUUCUAUUUUUAAUACAUAGGAAUAAAACAAUAAAUAUUAUGCUCACUUCAUAAGUUUUUUUACAGCACAAUCAUUUUAAAUGUGCAGUAAUAUUUUGAAAAUUUGUGCCUUAAGGAUGGAGAUGGUAUACAUUAAUCUAAGGCAUUGUGUGAUCCUCCAAGAGGCAAACAUCAUCAUCAUACCUGUGGAAUUGUGUGUUUUUGUAGAUAUACAUUUAUUUAUUUCUUUAGAACAAUAUUAUUUUGUAAAAGAGGAAAGGUUUCACUUUUUGUUGUCUAGGAAAGACAUUCUCAUUGAGAAUCAAGAUAGUGAAGUUGGGGAAACAAAUCAAAUGUAAAAAUUCUGGUAACAUUCCAAGGGCUCAGUGUUAGAUACUAAUAAUUAUCUCUUGGGAUUGAGAUAGAGAAUUAUAACUUGUUUAGAUAAUAAGUAGAGCUAAGUUACUUAAAACAUACUGUGUGUAUACUACUUGUAAUUUAUAAACUGCUUUGAAGAAAUUUAUUUGUGUUGCAUAGAUUUUCUUUGACUCAACAUAAUAAAAAUUUGUAAAUUAUGUACAUA